GGUAGAAACAAGUGUGUAGACACACACUGGAUAAGACAGAGGAGUGACUAGUUUUAUCCAAGGUGGACUCAAGUCACAGGAAGCAAAACAACAAAAAAAAGCUCUGGCAGCAGCUGAAUCUGACUGGAGAACAUAAGAGCCAAACCACGUGGAGCACAACCAACUGACCUGAGUGCAGCCGGAGAGGUUGAGGUGGAUGAGAUUGUGACAACCAUUCCCAGCGGACAGUUCUUACUGAAACGACAACUCCUGCAAGGCUCAGGAUGCGUGUGACCUCCUUUUUCCUCCUAGUCUCCCUGACCCUCCUGUUGCUCCCACUAGCUGAAAUGAGAAUGGGCAGGGGGCGGGGUCUCAAGGGUGUUCAACGCAAACAGGCUCGAGACAGGGUAAGAGGUAACGGGCGCCACAGCCGAUCAGGCCUGUCCAAGCACAUCAUACCUGACUGCUCAGAAUCUACGCAAUCUGGAGACGUCUAUGUGGACUGUCAGAACAGACGCCUCAAAUCCAUUCCCACCUCUCAGAUCUGGUCGAAACAACCAAAGCACCUCCUGUUAGCCCGUAAUAAGCUCAAAGUCCUUCCUAAUGGGGCCUUUUUGGGAUUUGAAAGCUUAAUCAGUCUGGAUUUGCAACAGAAUCAGAUCUCACUGGUGGAAGAUGAUGCUUUCCAGGGUCUACCACGCCUUCGAAACCUGCUGCUGCAGCAUAAUCACCUGAGGACACUGAGCGAGGAGGCCCUCAUCCCCAUGCCACACCUUCGCUUCUUACGUCUGUAUGACAAUCCCUGGAACUGCCUCUGCUCAAUGGACAGUCUCAUACGAACCCUUCAGGUGCCAAGCAACCGUAACCUAGGAAGGCAUGCCAGGUGUGCAGAGCCUAGCAGGCUCAAAGGCAUGAAGUUGAAGAAGGUUGACGCCGAAAUACUCUGCAAGGAGGCAGACCCGGGCAAUGACUCACAGGGUGAUGAAACAGAGCCAAUCAUAGACCUCAUAGAGCCCAGUGCAAUUCGCACCAAACCAGAUGCCACCACAUUUUGCCACACGUACCUGUUCCCCCAACUAUGGACAGACUGCAGCAACCGAGGUCUAACCGAGGUGCCUUUGGGUAUUCCAGAGGAUAUAGUUCAUAUGGAUUUGUCCCAUAACUCCAUCAGUCAUCUCAAAGCCAAAGACUUCCAAAAUGCGAGGAGCCUUAGAACCCUCAACCUCAGCCAUAACCACAUGGAGCACAUCAACACAGCUUCCCUGUUUGGGCUCCUGCACUUACGUGAGCUGGAUCUGUCUGACAACAACCUGCACACUGUCCAGUACGGCGUUCUGGAAGACCUUUACUUCUUGUCACAGCUAAAGUUGGGAGGAAACCCUUGGGUGUGCAACUAUAGCAUCCACUACAUCGUGUACUGGCUGCACCUUCACCCAGGAGUGAGGUACACCGGCCUGAUUUGUCACUCCCCUCCGGAACACGCUAGUGACAGUGUGGAGGUGUAUGUGCAUUCCUACAACAGAGAGUGUCCAAAGGACAGGCAGCACAGCAAAAUGGAUCAAGGCCAUACGGACCCCCAACUUUGGAACACACCUCUGGAACUGCAGGGAGAGCUGGAGGAGGAGCUGGAACCCAGCCACUUAAGGAAACCGCAGAAAUAUGAGAUCUUCAGGCUGUCGUAACUGAAGUGAAAAACUGACCUACAACUGACUCUGAAAAGGCUUUACCCUGCCCCCCCCACCACACACACACCGCGUUUUUCAUUUCCCUUCAGUAUUUCCAAAGCAGUCUGCAUCAGAUGGUGUAAAAUUUUCAAUGAUCUUAUGAUUUUUUUUUCUGUAUUGUACAUUUCAUAAAAAGAGGAUCAGUUAUUAUUAUUGUUAUUGUUAUUUUAAAAUUUUCAGAAAUAGAACAUAGUCCACAAUACACAAACAUUUAUCCAAACAAACAAAAAGGAAGAACAUUAAGAGUAAAAUGUAGACAUGUCAAAUACACUCUAUAAAAUACACACAUUCACAGUAAAAUUCCAAACACAGGCACAUCCAAAAACAUUUUGGUGGCCGGAGCAGGCCUGCUCCAUCCUCGCAAAGAGAAGCAUCUUGCUCAUUCAUUUAUUGAAGCAAGACAGAAUUAACGAUUUGGCUGUAACCGCCCCCACUAUAAGAGCCUGUUUUUCAUGUUUGGGAAGAGUCUUCCUUAAAUCAAAGCAACCAACAAUUGCUAGACUAAAAAAGAAAUACAAGAAAAACAUUCAUUUUUUUGCUUUGCUUUAAACUGGCUACUGGUUGCUCAGAGUCACCACAGUGGUUCUAGUCAAGAUCCACAUUGAAAAUUUGUAAACAUUUUAGACCAGAUGACCUUCCUGGCACAACUCCAUUCAUACAAGAAGAAACGCAUACACAGCUCCUGGUUUUCCAAAACAGUCUCCCAGCCAAAUACUCAAAAAUUAUGAAAUACUGGCCAGAAGGUGCGAGACCCUUUGGCAACAUGACAUUUAUCACCUACUGGGCAACAUAGCACCAAAUAUUGCAUUUAGUUUGGUUUUAGAGAAAUGCAACCUGCAUAAUACUUUAACGGUAUAAGCUGGUAGCUUGGAUUAAUGGAACACUUCCAAAUACUAGACAAUGACUCGUCCUUAUCUUAAUUUCAUAAUGGAGCCCCAAGCCUCCCUGACACUGGCAGUGCCAUCAAGGUAAUGUAAAUGCUUUGACAAAUUAAGUCAGAUGAAGUUUGAUGUGUAAGCAGCAAAACAUGAAAAACAGUUUUCUGGUUUAGUUGUAAAUUCUAGAAAGGCAACAGUGUCUAUGGCAAAACAGCUGCUGGUGUAUUAUUAAUUUGAGCUGAGUACAUGGAUGGGGUAAACCCCAUCUGAUAUCGCAACAUGUAAGACAACACAACAGAUUGCUCAACCACACAACUCCAACUCCAGUAGAUUUCAACUGUGUAUCAAACAUAACUCACUCAUUCAUUGUCAACCACUUACUCCAAUUAAGGGUCACGGGGUGGCUGGAGCCUACAGUCACAGGGCAUGAGGUGGGGUACACCCUAGACAGAAUGCUAGUCUAUUCCAGGGUCACAAACAGACAAACACAUUCACACCCGCACGCACACCUACGGACAAUUCAGAGUUUCCAGUCCACCUAUCCUGCAUGUCUUUGAAUGUGGGAGGAAGCCAGAACACCCUGAGAGAACCCAAACAAACACCAAAGAGAACAUGCAAACUCUACACAGAAAGACCACAGGUGGGACUCAACCCCACCACUUUCAUGCUGUGAGGCAACAGUGCUAACCACUAUUCCACCUGGUGCUGCCCUGUAUCAAACAUUUAGCCACUAAUCAUAAGAUUCCAAAAUGACUACUUGUCGCCAAAUUUGUCUUGUAUCCAUGACCUAAUGUCAGCAUCCAUAAAACAAAAAACUUACCAUGAAACACAAAACUGUUUUGAGGUCCUUCACAAGCACGCCUUCAUUUCCUGGACUUUAACAUUGUCUAUUAUGUUUGACUUGGCCUGUAAUGGAAAAGAGGAGGCCUUGUUCUACCUUCAGCUGCUGCAGUGAACACAGACCUAUGUGAACUUGCGCCGCUGCCUCAUUACCGCUGCUGUGUAGUCUGGGAUGAUGUAGACUUUAUAGCCUUUACAAUCCAGUCACUGACAAUUCUGAAGAUGUUAUAUGUGUUUCUCCUCUUUUUUGAAGUGAAUACGAGCAAUGACUGAUCUAAUUGUGAUCAAAAGGCUCAGUGAGCUCAACUGAUGAUCUUCACUGAAGUAAACCUGUCAGUUCCCAGAGGUUGUGGAAUUGUCUUGAUAUAUUAUGAUGAUCUAUACCCUUCCAGCUCUGGUAUAUAGAAAAUCUUCAAGGUGUUGCAGUGGUAAUCCCUCAAAGUCUUCCUGUUUUUCCUUGCAUGUAGUGUUCUGUCUUCAAGACACUACUGACUCACAUUCAUACUACUUGAGCUUCCCUUCAGCUGAUAUCAUUUCCAGAAUUUCCAAUUGAGAACUUUGAACAGUCUACAGGAUCUGCAUGUCAAAAUGAUAAUCAUUCUGAUGAUUCUGUCAGAGAACUCUUCCCAGAUGAGUGGAAGGUUGCCCAAGUCAUCAUCUGUACCAUCCUGAAGUCUGUUAGCACUAGGACUGCUAGCGCUUGAUGCUAAAUUACCUGGCUAUUUGGUAGCUUUAGGUGGCAUAACUGGUCCAAUAAUGUGAAGGAAAAAAAAAAGACGAGCUAUCGCAAGCAAAAAAGCUCUGCAAUAAAUAAACAAAUGAAUGUGGCCUAAUUAUAUUUUUAAGGGUUCCCAUGGAGGAGCCCGUGCAAAUGCAUUUGCUCCAUGCGCUGCUCACUAGCGCCCCCAACAUUUCAGUAUUUUUAAAAAUUUGUUUUUGUAUUGUUAACUUGAAAACAUGCAUUAUAAGCACUGACAACAAAAACACUGACAUGGUGCAAGACACUCACUGACAAAUUUUAAACGGGUCCAUUUUAGGUUCGCACAGUUACACAGAUUGAUACGGAUCACAAACGGGCGACAGUUCUGCAGAAUCUGCUUCACUGUGCUGUCCGUUAUCCAUUCUCUCUCCACUGAAAAGUUGAUCUGAGAUGACAAACAUUAAGAAAGAUGAUCAAUACUGUUGUUUUAAGUCUAAUGUUUAACAACACUGUAUGAGAUGAACAAGUACUCUCACUAUACUGACCUGACUCCAGUGUCCCUGACUGGAUGAUGGCUUUCCAAGUGCAACACACCUCGGCACAAUUUAUCCAGUCUCGUAAUUGCAGAUACUGAAAGAUCUAAAGAAAACAAAUGUUGGAAAUCCCAAAAAUGUAUCUAUUUAUGCAACGGAACAUUUAAAUAUAAAAACACCAAAAAUAAUCCUAUUUUUCAAAAUUAAAGUAAAUUUUAUGCACUUAUUUUAAGUGAACUUGUAUUUCUGUUAUGGGUUGUACAUAAUAUCAUGUUUCCUCCAAAUAGUAGGAAUUACUCUGCAUAAGAUUAUUGUAAUUGUUUGUGUGUGUAUUUUCACUGAACUUAGUGGGAAUCUUACUUUGGCUAGUAUCUCCAGAUGAUUUAGCGUUUAGAACAGAUUGGCCAAAGGUCUACUCAAGAUCAUUAUGGUCAUGCAAAACAUAAUACGAAGAAAAAAAAA
Messenger RNA from Thalassophryne amazonica, 5116 nucleotides. RefSeq names its product leucine-rich repeat-containing protein 17-like. The record is from RefSeq and is a predicted model, not a curated record. Gene Ontology annotation, cellular component: plasma membrane. The coding region runs from base 264 to 1661 and encodes 465 amino acids. NCBI's taxonomy places the organism in Eukaryota, Metazoa, Chordata, Actinopteri, Batrachoidiformes, Batrachoididae. Gene Ontology annotation, molecular function: protein binding. The transcript is spliced from 7 exons.